AUGUAAUCAGACAUUAUUUUAAACAAUGCUGUCAUUAAACUAAUUCGUGAAUUUUAAGAUAAGAGAAUUUAUCUUAAAUAUUUUGUAUAAUAUGAAAAACCACCCUAUUAAGUAAAUAUGUUUGAGAAAAUUAGAGAUAAUUAUAUGAAUUCUGGGUGAAUACAAUUGAUAAAUUAACAGAAAACAUUUUAAAAACCAGUCUAAUUAAAGUGUAGGAACUUUAAAAUCUUUUUUCAUUAUUUGAAUAUAAACCUCUUUGUAUAGAAAAUGUUUUGGCUCAAAUGGAGAAAGAAGGUAAAAUAGUAAUGGAUGGUUAUAAAACUAAAGCAGUUAAUAUAUUAUUGAAAGCAGAUAAUGAGGAAAAUGAAGAUUUAAGUAAAAAUAAUACUCAUCAUCUUUAAAUUUUAUGGAACCCUAUAAAAAAAGCAUUUGAGAAACUUUUAAUAAAAAAAUAAUCUCCUACUCCUACCAAAUGUCCUUAUUUCUUCCAUAUAAAAUAUUUUAAAGAAAACAUAAUUAAAUUUAAAUAAGCAGUUGAAGAGAUUUCAAUUAAUUCAUUUAAUACAUUUACUGUGAAAUAAUUAAUGAAAGUAAUAGAUUUGCCAAAAAGAGAAAUAGUAUUUUUGAUAAGUAUAUUUAUGGAAGCUAAAUUAAUUUAAAGUGUAGGAUAUUUUACUCUAGAUUCUAUUAAAUAAGAAGUAUAUAUUUAUAAAUAAAUGUGGCUUGUUGAUAAUAAUAAUCUUGAUUUGGCUAAAAAUUCAACAUUAUAUUAAUUGAAUUGUAUAAUUAAAUGAUAUCAUAGAUUAAGAGAUAUUAAAUUCUUAAGAAAGAGAUGAAUGUUAUUAAAAUAUAGAAUUGAAAGAAAAAUAAAUAAGAAAGAAAAUUCUAGAAAAGAAAUCACCUAAUGAAAUCAAAUUUCACAUUGCUGAAAAACUUUAAUAUGAAAAAUGGGUUGAAAAUUAUGAACAUAGAUUAUUAAUAAUGUAGUAAAGUUAAGCUCGUUUAAAAAAUGCUGAUUCUGAUCUUUAAAUAUAAGAUAUCAUUUGUAAGAAUUUAAUAAUUAUUAUUAUUAAUAGAAUAAGUAAAUCAUAUUCUAAAAAAUAAUGAAAUAGAUAAUCUAGGAUUAUAAGAUAAUAUAAAUGAAUUGAUGGAUCAUCGUCAAUAAUAAGAAGAAACCCUAUAAAUUAUGAGAAGAUAUGAAUCAAAUGAAAUUGAAACUUUAUAUAACAAAUAUUUAGAAGAAAAUUAAUAAGUAGAUAUGAAGAGUGUUUAAAUAUAAAAUAAUCAUAAUAAUUCAUUUAUUCCAUUAUAGCAAUAAGUAUAGAAUUAUGAAUCAGAAGAAAGAAUCUUAGAAUUGUAAUAAUGA
Paramecium pentaurelia is the source of this 1366-nucleotide messenger RNA. Lineage: Eukaryota; Ciliophora; Oligohymenophorea; Peniculida; Parameciidae. The record is from the annotation of a GenBank genome assembly.